CAGAGGAGCAGCGGUUCUACUCCCAGAUGACAGCGCUUCUCACCUUAUUUCGAAGAGAGUGCCCAGCUAGCCAUGCUAUGGAGAAAACUAUUUUCGGCCACUUGUUACCCGGGAGCUUGUCCUUUUCGUCACUACCCAGAGCUCAUGACCAUCGUAAUAUACAAUUCAGUAAGGAAAGGAAAAGUUUGUGGUCCAGAGGGAACUUUUUUCUACCUGUGUAAUGUCGGCAGAAGUUUUUAAAAAUCCCAGGAAAAUUAGAAAAAUGGAAAACGUGCUGAAGCAAUGAUGUAAGUUCCUAGUGUUGACCAGCAGGGGGAGCAGUGUAACAACGUGGCUCCAGUCACAUCUCUCACACAUACACGUGUUUUCCAAAGCGAGUACACUAUCCUGGACAGGUCUGGGCUACAAAACUCUUCAUUUACAUAACUGUCCUCACAGUGAUUCAAUGUCAUUGAUCAAACACACCCGGGGUGUGCUGUGGAUGUGUUACAGCCCCGCCCAUAAUGACUUUGUUCAUCUAUUUGGCUAUUAUGAGCAGGAUUAAGUCAAUACACACGCAUUCACGUGAUACACAAGCCCUGUGUGGUCUUCCGUCAUGUUGGUAAAAACAAGUUACAUCAGUCCGCUUAUUGAACUCUGGUAUUGAUCACUUUUCCAAAUGUCCAACUUCGAUCAUCUUUUCGAUUGAGCAACCUCUUUCAACCGAUCCAAUAAGCUCCCACUUGAUACGUCAGGCAUGAUGUAAAAGCAAGCCACCAUGCAUGCAGGAAUUCCUCCAUUCCAUCUCUCUGCCGCCAGAUGAUGUAGAAGACAAAGCUAUCCGUAGAAGGUAGACAUAGAUAGUCAUAGAGCUAGACAGUCACCAUGCAAAUUUCUGUGUUAGCACAGUCAAGACUCGACUGAAUGGUCUGAAGCAAAGAGUCAAACUGGUUGUUGCCGCACAGAGACAGGAGUUACCAGUGACAAACUGGAGCACCAGAGCAGCGCAAGCACAGAUCACCAUCAGUGGCCUCCGUACACUAGCCUCCAACGAGACGGCAUCAACAGCCUACCGCCAGGGAAGAGACAGGUCAUGGAGAAGUUUUUUAGGCCUGUUCACAGCCCCUCUGGCCAAGGUGAGAUGAAACUGCCGAAGUGCCACCAUCCCGAAGACCCGGAGUCACACAGGUUUACACUCUUUGAUGACGCUGAUGUAAAUCAGGAAGAGAACCAAGGCCAACGCCAUCGAAAUGGUCAAUAUCUCCACAACAGCACUCACCGCCGUCAAACGCAGCAAACUCACAACGAAGAGGAUGAGAUACUUUAUGACCAUGGCACUCCUGUAACUCUCUCUAGAGCUUCCUCCUCGUCCCUUUCUUCAUCCUCAUCUUCCGUCUCUUCGUUGUCCUGGUACACAGAGGCAAACGCCAACGAUCGCUUCUCUCUUUGCCACGCUGAACGUCCGCAGCAUUCUCUGUCCUGCUCCAACAUCCCAGACGUCCGCAGAGUUUUCCGGGAAGAUGACAGCAGUGAGCCGGUUGUCUUUGCUACCAUCACACAUGGCAGCAAUGGUAGUGCUGGUGGUCACACUCAUGGCAGCUUGCAACAGAACGCAAGGGCUGUCUUUUCGGCCCUUGACCGAAGUCACAGCAGAAGUGAGGAGGGCCUUCUGAAGGUUAAUGUAGGCCGCAAUGACAGAAAACAAUCCAAGGCACCACACAGCGGGCAUCUGUACAAGGCUUCAAGUUUAAGUCGAAGCCUGGCUUUCAGUGAUGAAGACCUUGUCUUAGGAGUUUCCAGGGGCCCAAAGAGAGCCGUAUCAUCCAGCCAGCUUCCCGGCAAAGGAAUCCUCAAGAACAAAGAGCCUCAUGCUGACAUACGCAAAGCUAAAUCAAUGGAGGUGCUAUCACCAAGAGUUCCCCAACGACAAGAUCCCAGUGGACAGAAGGGGACAGCGAUCGACCAAGCUGGGAUGGAGCGAGUGAGGGAAAAUUUCCUUCAGGGAAAGUUGCAAUUUUCAGCUUUCCUGGAUGAGAUAACAAAGCAGGUGAUAAGUCCAUCGUAUCUCACCAUGCUGGGCGUGAACAAUAACACAACAAGCAACAAGACGUGUGCACAGGCUCCAACACUCAACCCAGUCAAGCCUCAACUCCCACCGAAGAAGAACAGGAAGAACUUUGCCGAAGAGAGGGAACAGUAUCCCAAACACAACAACAGGCAGGAGAAAGGUGCCUCUAGAAAACACUCAGACCUCUCCAAUCCUGACAAACUCGUCUCAUAUGCAGCUCGCAGCCACCAGGGUAGCCCCCCACCUCAUCACUACCGCUUCUCCCCCAGUCACAAUGCUAACCAUGGAAAAAACCGUAAAGACAAGAGAAUGUCACCCGUUGGUGGCUCCCUGUCCGAGGACAGGCACGAAAGGUUUGGCCCCCACCUAACCGACGGAACCAGCACCAGCCCUGAACCGAGCCGUCCCAAACUGCGGCACCACCACAGCAAGCAGCAGACCACUGCCUUCCAUAGUCCACACACCCAGCACUUCCCUCAACCUCAUCAAGGGCACUCUUGCGCGAGGCCGAGCACAUCGCCACCAUCCUCAGCUCAGGGUGCAAGAAUGGGCCUCGGAUCGGAGUCUUCAUCCAGUAAGUCAGACUCACCCAGGACUCCAGACACAACCUCUACUUCUACCGGUCACAGCUCGGCGCAGAGCGGGCGGCACCAUUCAGAGCGUUCGGUGAGCUCAAAGCAAUGCAGAGAUAGACUGUGUGAUUCUGAGCAGCUUCAUGUGCUACAGGAGGAGAACACUGACCUUCACCAGAAUUUGCUGCAGACCGUGGUCUGCAUUGAGAGCCUGGAGUCGGAGCUGCAGAGGACCAGGGACGAACUCAGCAACAUCAAAGAGAAAUAUAAAAGCCUCCUGGAGACACACUCUGGAAGCAGACAGGCCAAUCACCUGCUGGGGGAACACUUGCACAUUGCGGCGGAGAGUAUGAGCGGCGAAAGGAAGUACCUUCUCAGUCGUGUGUCCCAGCUGAGCUCGGAGCUAGAGGACGCUCACAGGACCAUCGCUGCACUGGAGAACAUAAAUCUUCCCUCCCUGAUAAAGGAAUUACUGCUGAAGCACUUUAACUCCACUGAGGCCGAGCAGAAGUUUCUGACUCCUGCCGCUCCUGCCAGCCACUCUGCCAGCUCUCCACCUGCACUCAAGCAGCCUCACACUCCCAAAUCGGAGGAGGCAGCACAGGACCGGUUAACAGAGUCGGAGAAUGCCACCGCUUUUGCUCCCUUUAGAAAAGACGCGCCCAAAACAGGGGCGGAAAUGUGGCUCUCUGCAGGCCCGCUCGAGGACAUCAGCACCGCCAUCUAUGAGAAAAUAAUAGCCAAUUACGCUGGCGCGCCACAAAGUAUCUAUCCUCAUAAUCACCAGCAGUCUUCCCUGGCACUUCAAUACACCGACAGCUCUCUGAAGCACCAGCAGCUCCACAGUGCUGAUGGCCUGGGUGCAAAGGGAGAGGUAAUGGUGACCCUUGUGGAGCAGGACGCUGUGGACGUGACCUCCACGUCGGCACAGCACAUCCUGGAUGAGUUCAUGCACAAGCUGCACACCCGUGAGGGGAUGGGCGAAGGGAAGAAGCGGGAGUGGGAGGUGGGAGCGGAGCAGCAAAGGGGCAACGGGGCAGAGUGACUUCAACCACAACACACAGGGGGCGAAAGUUGAUUUAUUCAUCAUGUAAUAGCAGGGAAAUCAUGUAGAAACAGUCUUGUGUUUAAUCCUGAUCUGUCCUCCUGUCACAGACCAAAAUAUAUCUGCUUUGUGGAACUUUAUUAUAUUUGGAAAAGUGCAGGGUUUUAUCUACCGUAGGUGAUGAAGCGACCGACUAUUGUGAGGUCUUCUGGAACAAAAUGUGUCUCUUUUCUCAUAAUUUUAUGCAUAUAUAAUCAGAUUUAUAAAUAAAUGCAUCUUGUAGACGUAUUUAUUUAUCUAUUACACAAUAACAAUUAUUAAUAUUAGCAUUAUUUAAUAAAAAACAUUGUGUUAUAGUUAUUUUUGCUUCUUAUGGUGUGCAGUUGUGAAGGCUGACAGUUAAUGAACUGGAAACGAAAUACUGCCCUGGAAAAAACCAACAUCCGGUAUAUAUUUGAUGUAUUGUAAUGUAUAUUUGGAAAAGAAUAAUAUUGUCAUUGAUGUUGCAAUAAAAUGGUGUGCAUGUCACCUCCAUAUUUCUGUUCAAUAGCACAUAUAAAAUGAGAUCCAACAGUGCAAAAUGUACAUUCUUGCCAUUUUUCCACAGCUCUUAAAAUGUCGAUCAGGAGUGUACUACACGAACACACAAGCAUGAACACACACGAGGCAAUGUCAGGGUCUCCACUGAUCCUAACUUGCAGAACUUGGAGCCUCGGUGCAGGCCCAGGUCCACCCUGCAAGCUCACGCUAACCGGAGCUGUCAUAAAUACUUAUCUUAACUAUCUAUGCUAAGCCAGUUGAUCCACGGUGCAUUACAGUAUCAUCCUAUAACCUGACAACCUAGCACAGCCUCACAGGGGCUUAUGGGGAGCAAUGCCUUGUUAAUAUGCAUUUUUCUCCAACUAUAUAUUUUGGGAAGUGUAGCGGCUUGACAUACUAAUGUACAUAAAGUUAAGUGAGUGUGUUACUGUUAGGUGGUUAGGUGCGUGCCCCUAAUCAUUUCUUGCUAAAUAAGAAGGCUGCUGCUGUCACCGUGGUGAUAUUGAGACGUACUGUUGGCUGUUCUAUGACAUCAUAAAUGACAUCUAUGACAUCUUAAAAUUGUACAUUUAUGCAGUUUAACCCGUGAUGGCAGUGGUUCUCAA
Dunckerocampus dactyliophorus (ringed pipefish) is the source of this 4809-nucleotide messenger RNA. RefSeq lists its product as uncharacterized. NCBI's taxonomy places the organism in Eukaryota, Metazoa, Chordata, Actinopteri, Syngnathiformes, Syngnathidae. The record is from RefSeq and is a predicted model, not a curated record. Bases 1073 to 3664 code for a protein of 863 amino acids. The transcript is spliced from 7 exons.